AUGAGAUUGCAGAGUUUUCUUCCCCAGUUGCUUCCCUUGUUUCUCCUCGCAGAGGCAGCUCUUGCGCAGAAUACUCUCCAGCAGACCUGUACAGGCUUGAAGAACCUGUCAAAAUGCAAGUACGAGUUUUCUGUGCCUUAUGGUGUCAACGUUACCCUCAAGACAGUCCCCGAUAGAAAGUAUGACGAAUGCAAGACCAAGGAGAAAUACAAGAAACCUUGUCCUACUCCGAAAAAGCCGAAGCUUAUGUGUGAUGCAUUGAGAUGUGUUCCAGGAUGGGUCGAUACCACCAAGCAAGUCAUUACAGGCUUGGAAGUCCUCACCAAAAAGAUCAACCUUUGCGAUACUGUGCGCAAGCUUUUAGGUCAGCCCCAGGGAGAUAACUUCAUCGAGUCCUCCGAUGCGAUCUGCCAAUGCUUACCCCGUAUUGGCGAAUUGAGUGCAACAUCAGGCUUCAAGUCGUUCGAGCAGGGAGUUUUAUCGGCCGCGGAUUCAAAGGAUGUCGACCAAGUCGUCAAAGCCCAAAAAUGUAUGAAUAGUGCGGGAUUCCCGACAGCUGAUGACCGGGAUAAAGUCAGAAAGACCCUCCAGUCCAAGGCAAAGCGCAAAGUGCUUAUCAUCGAGGGGCCCGAGAUCAACGAAGACAAUUAUUCUAAGCUUAUGACUAUCGUCAAGUCCUGUAAGCCAGGCUCAUUUUGUACCGGCCUGCAAAUUCAAGAGACCAUCUCAAAGCUUUUAACUCCAUAUAUGGCGGAGAUUGCCCGUCAGUUCCGACAGGGCCUCUUCGUUCCCUGGGUUCCCCUUCUCGAAAACCUACUGUCCAUUUCCAAUGACUUCAAUACGGCGGCUCAGAAUAUUGGGUCGCCUUUCCUCGGCUUCAAGUCGAGAUAUGAUUAUGCCACGCAAACCUCUUGUGUUGAGCUCGGUAGCUGUGAUGGACCUGCUGUGUCAUCUUUUUUCAAGCAAGUCGGCGAUAUAGUCAAUAACAUCCAGCUUAUUUAUAAAAUGCGAGUCCCGGAUACAGCGAGCAACCUCCUCACAACAUACAUACAAGAGGCAAAGGAUGCCAACACAGCCGCUGAAGAACUCCCAGAGGAAUCUGCAAGUGCUGAUCUGUUCCGAGGAGGCGAAAUUCAGACUGUUCAAGAUCUUUUCAAGUUCGUUCCCAUCGUCGACCGUACAUUCCUCCUACAAAGGAAAAUAGGGUCGAUAGUUGACUUUUAUGCUGGCUACUCUGCCGAAAAUCGGGAUAUAGUUUCCUCAACAUUCAACUCCUUGGCAAAUGUCAGCAGCUCAAGUUCCGCCGGUAUCAACACAGAACUCAACGUCAAGGAACGUCCCGCAAACGACGACCUGCUGCAGCAGAUAAUCAUGAUGAAGACUGUCCUGAAGAGAGAUCUUUACGACCCUCUUUUGGCGAUGAAGCAAGCUUUUAAGCGGUAUGAUGACCAGAUUGCCAAGUCUUCGUUUGGUCCUGGCAAGGCUGGCGUUGUCAUGGAGCCGAGUGCCAUUGGGUACCAGCGAUGGACCAAGAUUCCGAAUAUGGCUAUGCCGUGCUCGAAACAGGUCACCAAGACGUUUAAUAAGUCGGGGUUCAGCAAGACGUUUUCGUUCACGGAAUAUUACAAGUGCACGGUUGACGGCGCAACGGCAUAUUACCCCAAGCUUCAGAUUCCUUACAUUCGGUUGACGUUCUAG
Fusarium tjaetaba is the source of this 1698-nucleotide messenger RNA. RefSeq lists its product as uncharacterized. The record is from RefSeq and is a predicted model, not a curated record. NCBI's taxonomy places the organism in Eukaryota, Fungi, Ascomycota, Sordariomycetes, Hypocreales, Nectriaceae. Bases 1 to 1698 code for a protein of 565 amino acids. The transcript is spliced from 6 exons.